Saccharomyces eubayanus is the source of this 1092-nucleotide messenger RNA. It is a transcript of the gene HIF1, whose product is annotated as Hif1p. Bases 1 to 1092 code for a protein of 363 amino acids. The transcript has a single exon. The record is from RefSeq and is a predicted model, not a curated record. Gene Ontology annotation, molecular function: protein binding. NCBI's taxonomy places the organism in Eukaryota, Fungi, Ascomycota, Saccharomycetes, Saccharomycetales, Saccharomycetaceae.
AUGGACACGCAGAUUCAACGUGCAAAGGACUUGCUCGCACAGAAAAAAUACGCAGAGGCUGCCAAACGCUGCCAACGAAGCUUGGACACUCUGUCCCAGGGUGCAUCGUUGCCCAAUCCUGAACUGUUCAUUAUCUUCGCACAGGCUGUGUACAACAUGGAGGUGCAAAACUCCGGCAACCUGUUUGGGGACGCUCUCACGGCAGCUGGCGAUGGUUCUGGGUCAGAAUCCGAGUCUGACGUGAGCCAGGAGGAGGAUGAGGGCGAAGAUGGCCAGGCAGACAUGCCCAACUCCAGGAUGUUCCAGUUUGACCAAGAGGAGGAAGACCUGACAGGCGGGGUCGAAGGCAGUGAGAGUGACGAGAGUGGCGAUGAGGAUAGCGAGGAAGAGGACGAAGAGGGCGUGAUAGAAGAGGGAGAGCAGUCGGCCUUGCAGGUGCUCGAUGACUUCAGUCCGCUGAAGGAACAGGACGAGGAAAUCGAAGACCUCUCGCAACUCCGCAAGUCUGGGUUCGACGUCUACUUCGAGAACGACCUCUACGAGAACGCCCUCGACCUACUGGCACAGGCGUUGAUCCUUCUGGGACACUCGUCCCUAGAUGGCCCACCUCCAACCGAUAAAACCAAAUCGCGUAUCGGCGAUGUGUACCUUCUGAUGGGUGACAUCGAGAGGGAGGCGGAGAUGUUCAGCAGGGCCAUCCGCCACUACAUGAAGGCGCUGGGCUACUACAAGACGCUGCAAGACGCUGUCGAGGUCUGCGAUAAGACCAUAGAAGCAGAGUUCCUCGUCUGCGAUGCCCUAAGGUGGGAACACCGGAUACCUACUGAGGACAAGCUGAAAAGAUUCAAGCACGUCGAGGCUCUACUCCAGAACUACAUCGCCUCGGGUCCCAAGGACGCACAGCUGCAGCAGGCAAGGCUGGCGCAGAUACAGGACGACAUCGACGAAGCGCAAGACCAGCAGCAACAGCAUGGGCCCAAGAGACCGUUCUCCCAGCCAACCACCUCCAUCGGCUUCCCCGCACUCGACAAGCCCCUUGACGGCUUCAACGACCUGUCCCAGCUGGUCAAGAAGAAGCCCAGAAGGCAUUGA